AGCAUCAGUGUCGCUAGAUUGUUUUCAAAAACAAUACGGGCAAUGUUUUUACUUACGAUAGUGUUUAUCAUUUUUGUGACAUGGGUGUUCUGUAGAUUAACUUGCGGAAUAUGUAAGAAUAGUAGACAUUUGGUUGGAAAAACGGUUAUUGUGACGGGAGGCAAUGCCGGCAUCGGGUAUGAGACUGCAAAGGAUUUGGCCGAGAGAGGAGCGCGAGUGAUCCUGGCCUGCAGGAGUGAGGCUCGAGCUGUUGCCGCCAGGGACCGGAUUGUGGCCGAGACCGCCAACCCUGACGUACACUACCGACAUCUCGACCUCGCGUCCUUAAGCUCAGUCAGACUCUUCGCAGACACCAUCAUCAAGACCGAAGCACGCCUCGACAUUCUCAUUAACAAUGCUGGUUCUUAUGCAGCUGACUUCCGGUACACUGAAGACCGUCUGCUACUUAUAAUGCAGAACAACCACUUCGGACCCUUUCUGUUGACCAACCUACUGCUCCCACUAUUAAAAACUUCAGCGCCCAGCCGUAUUGUAAACGUAGCGUCUCUCGCACACGUAGCAGGCGUUAUCGACUUCGAUAAUCUUAAUGGAGAAAAGGAAACCGAAAAGACUUACAACGAACUGAAGGUGUACUGCGAUACAAAACUGUGCAACAUUUUAACGACAGCUGAAUUAGAACGGCGGUUAAAAGGGACUGGUGUUACAGUUAACUGUCUACACCCUGGGAUCGUUGUGACGGGAUUUGGAAGUGAUAACUGGCUGGUGUCAAACUUCCUAUAUUAUUUAAAGUAUUUUUGGAAGAGUCCAUGGGAAGGUGCGCAGACGACUAUUCACCUUGCUGUAGCACCAGAGCUCGCGGGUAUCAGCGGCCGCUACUUUGAGGACUGUGCUGAUCGGUCCCCCAGCAAACAAGCUCAGGAUAUUCAACUGGCCCGAAGACUUUGGGAAGAAUCGGAGAGAUUGGUACAGUUAAAAGCCACUGCUGCGUGAACAGUUUUUAUUUAUGUGUGUUGGGUUUCGUGAUAACUUUAGGUAUACCGUAUCUAUUAUGUAACAUUUGUUAAGUAUAGGGAUUUAAUAAAGGUAAACAUAUCUUCAGUUGCAUCAAAUCGCCUGUCAUCGUUAAAUCGUUCGUCGUCCGCUAAAUCUUAUUCCAGAGAAGUUUCCCAGAUUUCUCCUGCUAUGUUGGUCAGAUCACUGUGGUUGGUGCUACUGGCCCUUAAUAUUGAAAUGGUUUAUGAGGCGGGACCAACAAUUUAAGGAAUAAUUAAAAAUUCUUAA
Messenger RNA from Leguminivora glycinivorella, 1281 nucleotides. RefSeq names its product retinol dehydrogenase 13-like. The record is from RefSeq and is a predicted model, not a curated record. NCBI's taxonomy places the organism in Eukaryota, Metazoa, Arthropoda, Insecta, Lepidoptera, Tortricidae. Bases 43 to 990 code for a protein of 315 amino acids. The transcript has a single exon.